AUGUCAUCUGCUAUGGAAAGUAUCCUUUUUUUUAAAAAAAUUUAUAAUUGUACAAAUGCAUUUUUUCAACGUAUAGAAAAUUUGUUUAAUCUUAAAUUUGCAUCGAAAGAAUUAGAACGAAGUGCGAAAAGAUGCGAAAAAGAAGAAAAAAUUGAAAAAGCCAAAACUAAAAAGGCUAUUCAAAAAGGUAACAUGGAAGGAGCUAGAAUUCAUGCUGAAAAUGCAAUCAGACAAAAAAAUCAAGGAUUAAAUUAUCUGAGAAUGAGUGCCAGAGUAGAUGCUGUGGCAAGUAGAGUUCAAACAGCACUUACUACUAGAAGGGUAACUCAAUCUAUGGCAGGAGUAUGCAAAGCCAUGGAUCAAGCCAUGAAGUCAAUGAAUUUAGAAAAAAUAUCUUCAUUAAUGGACAAAUUUGAAACACAAUUUGAAGAUCUUGAUGUUCAAAGUUCGGUUAUGGAAAAUGCUAUGAGUCAAACCACGACUACCACAGUACCACAGAAUGAGGUGGAAAAUCUAAUGCAACAAGUUGCCGAUGAAGCAGGGUUGGAAUUAAAUAUGGAAUUACCAACCGGACCUCAAGGAUCUGUUGGCCAAUCAACUAAAGCAUCUACAGAGCAAGAUGAGUUAACACAACGUUUAGCUAGAUUGAGGCAAUAA
Messenger RNA from Pediculus humanus corporis (human body louse), 657 nucleotides. RefSeq names its product Charged multivesicular body protein 1B, putative. The coding region runs from base 1 to 657 and encodes 218 amino acids. The record is from RefSeq and is a predicted model, not a curated record. The transcript has 5 exons. Gene Ontology annotation, biological process: endosome transport via multivesicular body sorting pathway; protein transport; late endosome to vacuole transport. Gene Ontology annotation, cellular component: ESCRT III complex; multivesicular body. NCBI's taxonomy places the organism in Eukaryota, Metazoa, Arthropoda, Insecta, Psocodea, Pediculidae.